AUGGCCAGUUUUCCAUAUUCAACGUCAAAUGAUUCGUCAAAAAAUGGUGUUUGGUCUUCGCAUUCAAAUUGGAAUCCAUGGGUUACACCCGUACCAGGGGAACAGCGUUAUUCUUCCGGCGCAGGAAAUUUUGUCGUAGAAGAAACUCAUAAAAGGUAUCAACCACAAACCAUGACGGUCAAUGAUAAUAUUAUUGUCGAUAGUAAAUAUCAAAUGCCUAACAGUGAUUAUCACAAGAAAAGAGCUAUAAAAGAAAUUGAACAUAAGAGCAAAGAUGAACAAUUACGAGAAGAACGUUUUAUGGGUCUUCCUAUUAGUUCGGAAUCUUUAUUUGGUGGUCAUUUUGGUUCUGCAUCUCCAUUUUUCAUUGAAAUAAAAAAAUAUCUAAACUUUGAACCAAAUGAUAUAUCUUCGAAAACUUCAGCAAUGACAUCGAUGUUUGUUGAAAAAGUAGCUCAAGGUAUUAUCGAAGAAGGAAAACAAAUAGGAAAAGAACGAAAAGCUGAAAAAAUGGCAGCAAUGCUAAGAGAAAAGAACAACGAAGGAAUCGAAGAAGUAUGGAAGCAAUGUGUUUAUCUCUAUACAUCGAAAAAUUUCUUAUACAAAGCACUGAAUACAACUAUGAAAUUAGUAGGAGACAAAGAACAAGAGAAUAUAUGGCGAAGCAAAGUACCUACGUUAGGUCCAUUUUGUUUGUUAUUAUUGAAUAAUCCAUUUAACAAAGAAUUGACUAAGAACAAAACAAUUUAUCGAAGUGCUAAUAUGACACCUGAGCAAAUCGUUCAAUAUGAAGAAAUGGCUAAAAAUAAAAGUUCACAUCAAUCAUUUAAAGUCUAUACAUCCUGCACACGCAAUCGUAAAAAAGCAAAGGCACUGGGAAAUACUUUAUUCAUUAUGGAAGUGUUGGAUGGUUUUAUUAUGGAUAUAAGUUCAUACUCAAAAUAUCCAAAAGAAGAGGAAGAACUCAUUACACCUGGUGUUCGUUUUUGUGUUAAAAGUGUUGCAUUCAAUCAGAAGAAAAACAGAUAUUUAAUCAAUUUAGAAUUACGACAAAAACUCUCUAGUAAGUAA
Rotaria sp. Silwood1 is the source of this 1071-nucleotide messenger RNA. NCBI's taxonomy places the organism in Eukaryota, Metazoa, Rotifera, Eurotatoria, Philodinida, Philodinidae. The record is from the annotation of a GenBank genome assembly.